Molecule: messenger RNA, 1718 nt
Organism: Felis catus (domestic cat)
Lineage: Eukaryota; Metazoa; Chordata; Mammalia; Carnivora; Felidae
Product: olfactory receptor 56A4
Exons: 1
Coding region: 708-1715 (335 amino acids)
Biological process (GO): G protein-coupled receptor signaling pathway
Cellular component (GO): membrane
Molecular function (GO): olfactory receptor activity; G protein-coupled receptor activity
Source: RefSeq, a predicted model, not a curated record
GGGAUUCUCUCUCCCUCUGUCUCUGUCUUCCCCCACUCCUGUGCAUUCUCUCUCUGUCUUGAAAUAAAUAAAUAAACAAAAAAAAGUGAAAUCCUGUUUGGUACUAGAAGAUAUUAUUCUUCUUGGGUGGAGUCAAGGGAUGCCCUACCUCCAUUCCAAUGUUUCCUAAAGAAUAAAAAUUGGAAACCCUGAAGUCAGGCCCUGUCCAAGUAUAUGGAUUAGGGGGCUGGGCUUUUCUAGGACCUCCAUGUAUUCUGCUGAACAGAGCUCUCCAUAAGCUAGUCCUAAACUCUGAAGGAAAGUGGGGCUUAGUAAGUAAUUGUGCUUGUUGAGGCUAAACAAUGUAUAGUGGCUGCAAGCAGAGACUUUAGAGUCAGACUCUUUUGUCACAGACUUGGCUUCAGUACUUACUGGAUGUAUAACUUUUAUCAAAAAAGUUUGCCCCUCUUUGUUCCUUUUAAUUACCUGGAAAAUUAGGAUAACAAUAUUAUUACUCUUAAGUGUUUAUUUAAAGGACUAAAUGUGUUAAUGAAUAUAAACAUUCGGCGUAAUGUGUAGCACAUGGUAACUGUUCAGUUAAUGUCAGCAAAUAUUGAUAUGGUGAUGAUGAUGAUGGUGAUGAUAUUGAUUAUUCAAAAAUUUCAUUGAGAUAGGUUAAGAGACCCAUGGAAACCUGAAUUUUACUACAUAUAGAACACAUAUUUUCUAUGUUAAUGUAUUUUGUCCUACAUUUUAAGGGACUCUGGAUUUUUAACUUGUACAGAGCACUUUACAUGGCCUCACCCAGCAACUACUCCACUGCUCCAGUCUCCGAAUUCCUCCUCAUCUGCUUUCCUAACUACCAGAGUUGGCAGCAUUGGUUGUCUCUGCCCCUCAGCCUCCUUUUCCUCCUGGCCAUGGGGGCCAACGCCACCCUCCUGCUCACCAUCCAGCUGGAGGCCUCUCUGCAUGAGCCCAUGUACUACCUGCUCAGCCUCCUCUCCCUGCUGGACAUCGUGCUCUGCCUGACUGUCAUCCCCAAGGUCCUGGCCAUCUUCUGGUUUGACCUCAGGUCCAUCAGCUUUUCUGCCUGCUUCCUCCAGAUGUUCAUCAUGAAUUGCUUCCUUGCCAUGGAGUCCUGCACAUUCAUGGUCAUGGCCUAUGACCGCUAUGUGGCCAUUUGCCACCCACUACGAUACCCAUCCAUAAUCACCGACCGUUUUGUGGUUAGAGCUACCAUAUUUGUUGUGGCCCGGAAUGGCCUCUUUUUCCUUCCUGUUCCAGUCCUUUCUUCCCGACUCAGAUAUUGUGCAGGGAACAUCAUCAAGAACUGCAUCUGCACUAACCUGUCUGUGUCCAAACUCUCUUGUGAUGACAUCACCUUCAACCGGCUCUACCAGUUUGUGGCAGGCUGGACCCUCCUGGGCUCUGACCUCAUCCUUAUUGUUCUCUCCUACUCCUUCAUCCUGAAAGCUGUGCUAAGGAUCAAGGCUGAGGGUGCUGCGGCCAAGGCCCUGAGCACGUGCGGUUCCCACUUCAUCCUCAUCCUCUUCUUCAGCACUGUCCUGCUGGUUCUGGUCAUCACUAACCUGGCCAGGAAGAGAAUUCCCCCAGAUGUCCCCAUCCUGCUCAACAUCCUGCACCACCUCAUCCCCCCAGCUCUGAACCCCAUUGUUUAUGGUGUGAGGACCAAAGAGAUCAAGCAGGGAAUCCAGAAACUACUGAGAAGGUUGUAAGAG